Messenger RNA from Branchiostoma floridae (Florida lancelet), 1272 nucleotides. Its product is annotated as P-selectin-like. Gene Ontology annotation, molecular function: calcium ion binding. The record is from RefSeq and is a predicted model, not a curated record. The transcript is spliced from 10 exons. The coding region runs from base 1 to 1272 and encodes 423 amino acids. Lineage: Eukaryota; Metazoa; Chordata; Leptocardii; Amphioxiformes; Branchiostomatidae.
AUGCCGACAGGUUACAAGGCAACUACACCACAAGAUGUCCAAUGUCCAGCACUGACUCCACCAGUUAACGGAGCGCUGAGUCCUGCCGGAGUGAACUCCUACAAUACCGAGGUGAUCUUCACCUGUAACCAGGGGUACAAGCUGGAAGGAGCGUCUAGUGUGAGGUGCCAGGCGAACAGUACUUGGAGCGGCACUGUUCCGAAUUGCACAGUUGUACAAUGUCCAGAACUGACUCCGCCAGCUAACGGAUCGCUGAGUCCUACCGGAGUGAACUUAUACAAUGACGAGGUGAUCUUCACCUGUAACCAGGGGUACGAGCUGUUAGGAGCGUCUAGUAUGAGGUGCCAGGCGAACCGAACUUGGAGCGAUCCUGUUCCAACAUGCACAGACAUCGAUGCCUGUCUGGCCAAUCCGUGUGAUACCAACGCCACCUGUACGGAUAACCCUGCCCCUGCCCUAGAUGCAACUUGCACCUGCAACACUGGAUAUACAGGAGAUGGUCUUGUUAAUGGAACUGGAUGUGCAGACGUCGAUGCCUGUCUGGCCAAUCCGUGUGACGCCCAGGCCACCUGUACAGAUAACCCCGCCCCUGCCCUAGAUGCAACUUGCACCUGCAACACUGGAUAUACAGGAGAUGGUCUCACUAGUGGAACUGGAUGUACAGACAUCGAUGCCUGUCUGGCCAAUCCGUGUGACGCCCAGGCCACCUGUACGGAUAACCCCGCCCCUGCCCUAGAUGCAACUUGCACCUGCAACACUGGAUAUACAGGAGAUGGUCUUGUUAAUGGAACUGGAUGUUCAGACAUCGAUGCCUGUCUGGCCAAUCCGUGUGACGCCCACGCCACCUGUACGGAUAACCCCGCCCCUGCCCUCGAUGCAAACUGUACCUGCAACACUGGAUAUACAGGAGAUGGUCUUGUUAAUGGAACUGGAUGUGCAGCUGUCCAAUGUCCAGCGCUGACUCCGCCAGCUAACGGAGCGCUGAGUCCUACCGGAGUGAACUCCUACAAUGACGAGGUGAUGUUCACCUGUAACCAGGGGUACGAGAUGGAAGGAGCGUCUAGUGUGAGGUGCCAGGCAAACCGAACUUGGAGCGGCCCUGUUCCAACAUGCACAGAUGCCGACGAAUGUGCGGCAUCAAACGGUCGGUGUGAUCACAUCUGCUCCAACUUUCCUGGGGGGUACCGGUGUUUCUGCGGCCUGGGCUUCGUUUUAAUGGAGGAUGCCCACGGCUGUGGAGCUUACUUCGAUGAAGGUUACACAUCGAAGUAA